UCACUCAGUAUUCCCUGGACAGCCGGGCUGAGUGGAAUAAGGGGGCUUGGCUGGAAUAGAUUCUGUUCUUUACGGUGACUUUCCAAAAUCUCACCAGUGUCUUUUGACAGUGUACAGCGCCGGGGGUGGGAGGCGGAGAGGAGGCUUUGAUUACUAACCGGCUUACUUCUCGUUUUUUGAUCUCGAUUUGUUUCCUUGGCUUCACCCUUGCCCCUUUCUCGUCCUUCCCGCCUUUAGCGAAGUGACCAGGCAACACCUGCUCGCCUGUGUUGGAUGUCUGAACUCGCAUCUUUCCGGUGGUGAGCGUGCCAGCUUGCAGGGGCCGGGGCAGCGGUGGAAUUUCCUUCCUUCCUUCCAGCCCACGAUGCCUAAAGGGGCAGCAGCUGGGCUGCGUGGGGCUUUCCCCGCAGCACUUGGAGGCGGGAUUGAGGAGCUGCAGCUGGCUAGGAGUAGCUGCUAAGUGGACUCCGUGCAAAGUCUCCGAGAGCAUCAGCUGGGACCUAUCUGCUAACGGCGGGAACGGGCACCUGAUCCGAAGAUCAGCGUCUUGCGGGCGGAGGGCUGCCAACCUCAGAGCUUCUUCUUCCUGCCCCGAGCCUCCCCUGCAGCUCCCCCGCUUUGGAGACGCGGGACCUGCGGGAGCCAGGGCACUGGAGAAGUCGGUGGCGGAGGCUGCUCUCCGAAGGUGAAUCGGGCGGUCCAAUUGCCUUUCCCCAGAGAGCUGGGGGGAGGGCGGGAGAGGGAACGGAGGGUGUGUGAACGUGUGGGUGAGGGAGAGACGACGUGAGGCGAGAGGGAAAGACUUUGUGUUAAAGGCAAACAAAUCCGAGAUGGAGUAAAGACAUAACUGCCGCACGGCCGCCUAGAUUAUCGCAGUCUGGGCGCUGAACGCAACCCGCGCAUCCGGCGAGGACAGCAGGAGAUCGCGGGCAAGGGCCGCGGGACUCCGGUUUUUCCCAGUAGGCAAAUCUUUUGAUUGAUUAAUCACUUUGGCUCUGGAAUUAAGAGGGGGAGAGACGAGGCUCACGCGCCCCACCUUCCACCCGCUUUGAGGGGUCCAGUUUGGGUGUCGAGAGGUUCCUGAACCCUCCCGGCCAUUGCAGCGGCAAUCAGCGCGCACACCGCCUCAGGGCCACACUCCGCGCUCUGCACCUGCACAUACCACAGACUUGAGCUCCCUAUGCCCCUGGACGGCGACGGCGGGUUGGCAGCCUGGAAGCGAUGCAAGAGCGGUAAGGCUGGCGCGGGCGCGCGGAAGCUGCCGGAGCCUCACUAGGUGUUGCCGCCACUGGGAAGCCGGGCUGCAGGAUGAGUAAGAGAUACUUACAGAAAGCAACAAAAGGAAAACUGCUAAUAAUAAUAUUUAUCAUAACCUUGUGGGGGAAAGUUGUAUCCAGUGCAAACCAUCAUAAAGCUCACCAUGUUAAAACGGGCACUUGCGAGGUGGUGGCGCUCCACAGAUGCUGUAAUAAGAACAAGAUAGAAGAACGAUCACAGACAGUCAAGUGCUCCUGCUUCCCCGGGCAGGUGGCCGGCACAACGCGAGCAGCUCCAUCUUGUGUGGACGCUUCAAUAGUAGAACAGAAGUGGUGGUGCCACAUGCAGCCAUGUCUUGAGGGAGAAGAAUGUAAAGUUCUUCCAGAUCGGAAAGGAUGGAGCUGUUCUUCUGGGAAUAAAGUGAAAACAACUAGGGUAACCCAUUAACCCAGGAUAAAUCAAGUGAUUCUCAAGGCCAAUUACAUGGAACAUAUGCACAGAAACUUAACCCCUGAGGUGAUCUUAAAGGAAGAUUUUUAUACUGGUCAGAAGAGGCAGUCCAGAGUCAGUUAUUUCCAAGGGAUUUCAUGGCCCAUCAUCAGCCUCUUCUUGAAAUCAAGACUUUUAAAAAGUCAGACAUGAGCUUUUAUGUCAUGAAGGGUUCAUCAGAUUUGAACUGUGUUCAACUUGUAAAAUUGUACUUGCUGAAAGAAUAUGAAGUUGCUGUCUGAAGAGCUGUUGUUUUGGGGUGAUGUCAGAGACUCACCUUUUGGGCUCUUGGCUCCAAAUGUGACUGUUUUCCUUGUUUCUGGAAGUCUCCUGAGUGUACUGGCCUUCUGUCAUGGACGUGCUCCUGGGUCUGGUUCUGUGUUCUUGGCUAGUGGGACUGCACACAGUUUAGUGGUAUUUCCUUUGCAAACUUCUCCUCUGGCAUGGUGUAGAUGGGGACAAUGUUAUUUGUAUCCUAAUCUUGGAUCUCUGAAAGCCUACAUGUUUUAACAUCUGAAAGUUGCUUUUGGUAAAGGAAUGGAAAUAUAUAUAUCCAUUGAUAAGAAUUACUGUUGGCAAGUAAUAGUUAUCUGACUACAUCAAUCAUAUAAGAAUGCAUACACAAGCUGACAUCUUUCCCCAAGGCUAACACACUACUGCAGCUCUCUGUCAGUUAAUAGGUAGUAGUUAGAACUGAAUUACCAUUUUCAUUAUAUACUAUUUUGUACUUCUAGAGCACACUCCCUUUCAGUUUUUUUUUAAGUAGGCUUUUUCUUUAGUUUUUCUUUACUUUUUCCCUUCAAAGAAAUCAGCAGUGAAUAGCCAAGUAUUUUAAGUAGCCUUUGAUUUCACAAGAUUGCCAGGGAUGCAUGUGGGUUUCUGAUUCCUUAGCUUGAAAGUUAUUCACUUAGAUUUCUUCUAGUAUUUUUUUUAAACUGUCCUUUCUAUUUCAUUUUAAAAGACUGUCUCUUGCUUGAUUCCAAUGACUGUUUGAAUGCUUAUAUAUUUGGUCACUCUAUUGAUAGGAUUAAUUGUUCAUUUUCUGUGGUCUUAAAUUUAUAAAUAUUUGCUUAUAGUUGUUCCAAACAACUUCUUAGGUCAGUUUCUGUCAAUAUUUUUGUAGUCAUUUUACAUUUGUGGUUUUCAGUUCUACAUGAAAGUCAUAAAUAUUUAAAGGCCUUAAACAUGUAUGUACUCCUUUUUCCUAAGUUGUUGCAGAAUGUAUAACUUUACACUAUAUUUCUUUCAUUUGUGAUGUGAAGGGAGAGAAUGAAUUGCUUAGCCAUUCUGUAAUAAUACCAUGCAAGCAUAUAGUUUGAAAUAAUGUAAAGGGAGAGAAGUCUGUAUUUUAUUCAUCUCAGACGAAUAGGAAGAUACUUCAGAAAUUGUCCUAUUAUAAGUUCCAUUAUGUUAGGGAAGGUGCAGACAUCUUUCCUAUUUUUUAAAGUGAUGUGGCCAAUUCAUUGUAUGUUGGUUUCCAUGAUGGGAGCUGACAUAUCCUGGAGAGCUUCUGUCUGACAGUAACAACUUUCAAAGAUCAAUACUUUGCCCAGAAUACUUUCUGGGCAGAACUGAAAGUGUAAAAUUUAUUAAAAUUUAAUUUUUAAGGUAUACUUUUGAUAUUGAACUGAAGUAUACUGCCCCACAAGUCCAUGGAAUGAAAUGAAAUGAUUUCCUCUCUUCACUUCAAUUACACACAAAACCAACUAGAUGGCUCCAAUGGAUUUGCAAUGGUUCAGGACUGUAUAAACUCAUGAAGAAAGGAAUGAUGCUGUUCUGGAGUUUCUGCAUCAAUAUUAUAAUAUUAUUAAUUUCUUUGGAACAAAGUAGAAAACUGUAUUAUUUUGAAAAUUAUGAAUUUGUCCUGGGUUUGUUUGAAAUUAUAGCUCAUGUUUCUCUUUUUUUAAAAAAAUAUGAUGUCCUUUAAAACAACACUGGAAAUUCUGUAUUAUAUACAAGUGUAAUACAUGCAUAUCAAUAGAAAAAAAUAAAUGGAAUUUCAAAUAUACUAACUAGAUGAUCCCCAGUAGAUUAAUGUUGUGACUAUUCAGAAAAGGUGAAUAAAAUUGGGAUAUAAAAUGGACUCUCAUGAGUUACAUUUGGAGAAUCUGUUUUCUACUGUUUUAUUUUAAAAGAAGCACUUCAGUGACUAUCCAGGAAGACCUGAAUUCAAGGGAAGCUGACAUAAAUUCUUCAAUCUCCUUUCAAUAAAAUCUAUGGUAAAUCUUGCCAUUUACACAAGGUUCUGAU
Molecule: messenger RNA, 3996 nt
Organism: Manis javanica (Malayan pangolin)
Lineage: Eukaryota; Metazoa; Chordata; Mammalia; Pholidota; Manidae
Gene: TAFA2
Product: TAFA chemokine like family member 2
Molecular function (GO): receptor ligand activity
Source: RefSeq, a predicted model, not a curated record